CUACAUCUCGCCGCCGCCGCUAUUAAACUCCACUCCGAACUACGCCUAUGCGGAUCUGCAAGUGAUUAAUCCCCAGGCUUGGCGGCUUCUCACCACAGCCGAUCUCCCAUCGUUGUUAUUUUUUAUUAAUUUUUCAAUGAUGAAGCUGAAAUUUGUUCCCCACUCUUCGAAGAGCAAGGAUGUUAUCAAGCUCUUCUGCACCCUUCAAUUUUCACGCUCAUUUAAUCUCAGAUUCCUUCAUAGCCGUGCAAAGAUUUUAACAGUGAAUAGAAUUAGCACAUGGGAAGCCCAGAAGCCCUGUUCGAGUUCUGUUGUACAAUCUUUGUUUCAUAUGAAUUUAUUUGAUGGAGUUUAUCCUCGUAGUUUCACUUCAGGAAUUGUUAGAUUAGAGUAUAAUGAGGAGGCUACCAAUAAGGUCUACCAGACGAUCGUCGAUUACUCUAAUCCUGAGCAUAAAUUGGAGGUAGCUCUCGAUAAUCUUGGAUUAGGGCUAACUACUCCUCUGGUAUUAGAGGUCCUGAAAAGGCUUCGAUACGAGGAGAAAAUUGCAUUUAGGUUCUUCACAUGGGCAGGGCAGCAAGAAAACUACAGUCAUGAGCCUCAGGCUUUCAAUGAGAUGAUUGAUAUAUUGUCGUGUACAAAGUACAAGAUCAAGCAGUUUCGAAUCGUUUGCGAUCUUCUGGACUACAUGAAGAGGAAGGGGAAAUGCUCCGUUCCUGUCGAAGUGCUGUUGAAGAUUCUGAGGCAGUAUGCUGAAAAGCAUUUGACUCAUCUUCACAAAUUCGCGAGGAAGAAGAGAAUACGGGUGAAGACCCAGCCUGAAAUCCAUGCCUUCAAUUUGCUUCUGGAUGCUCUGUGUAAGUGCGCUCUUGUGGAGGACGCUGAAGCCAUGUUUGGGAGGGUAAAGAACAAGCUAAGUCCGAAUGCGGAUACUUAUAACAUUUUGUUUUUUGGAUGGUGUAGGGUUAGAAACCCUACUAGAGGUAUGGCUAUUCUGGAGGACAUGAUGAAGAUGGGGCAUACACCCGAUAACUUCACCUACAACACGGCGAUUGACAGUUUUUGCAAAGUAGGGAUGGUUACGGAGGCGUCCAAACUACUAGAGUUUAUGCGAACUCAUGGCUCUACCAUGUCUAGUCCUACGGCAAAAACAUACGCCAUUAUGAUUGUGGCUCUGGUUCAAAACGAUAGACUAGAGGAAUGUUAUGAUGUUCUUGGGGAUAUGAUAAGCAGUGGGUGCCUUCCGGAUGUUUCCACGUACCAGGAUCUGAUCGAAGGUAUGUAUUCUGUUGGAAAGAUUGAGGCAGCUUACAAGUUUCUAGAAGAGAUGGGAAGCCGAGGCUAUCCUCCUGACAUUGUCACUUUCAAUUGUGUCCUCAAGGUCCUGUGUCACUACAGUGACAGAGAUGAAGCACUUCGGCUUUAUGGUAAGAUGAUUGAAAUGGGUUGUGCCCCGAGUGUCCAAACAUUCAAUAUGCUUAUUGCAAUGUUUUUCAAGUUAAGGGAUGUCAACGGUGCGUUUGAUAUGUGGCGUGAGAUGGACAAUAGAGGCUGCACACGCGACACGGAGACAUACUGUGUGAUGAUUGAAGGGCUUUUUGAUAGCAAUAAUGCUCAAGAUGCAUGUUUGCUGUUGGAAGAAGUGAUAUUCAGGAGAAUGAAACUCCCUUACCAGAAAUUCGACACCUUUUCGAUGCAACUUUCUGCAACUGGUAAUCUCCAGGCUAUACAAAAACUCUCAGAGCAUAUGAGGAACUUCUACAACCCUGCUAUGGCUAGACGCGCCGUGCUGAACCAAAAGCGUAGGAGCAUGAGUUUGAGAGGGAGGUAGCGAAAUGGGUGUGCUUGAAUUGAUCGCAAGACUGAGAUGUCGCCGUUUAGAGCUACAUCCUCUGUUCUUUUUAACUGAUGAGUGAAUGUGGACAUGAUGUACGUCCAUGUACAUUCGAUUCUUGAUGUAUCAAAACAAAUGUAAUGGACAGUU
Messenger RNA from Cuscuta campestris, 1984 nucleotides. The record is from the annotation of a GenBank genome assembly. NCBI's taxonomy places the organism in Eukaryota, Viridiplantae, Streptophyta, Magnoliopsida, Solanales, Convolvulaceae.